Molecule: messenger RNA, 1016 nt
Organism: Saccostrea cuccullata (small rock oyster)
Lineage: Eukaryota; Metazoa; Mollusca; Bivalvia; Ostreida; Ostreidae
Exons: 3
Coding region: 1-762 (253 amino acids)
Source: RefSeq, a predicted model, not a curated record
AUGGUGGGGUUUAUCCUUGUGUCGGGUCUACACGCCGAUAGAUGUCGCCCGUGUGAUGGAUCGACAUCAGUUUAUGACAGUCGUUUGAAUUCCUGUAAUCACAUAGUAACAAAAGAGGGUGUCAUCAUCUCAUUAAAGGCGCUCAAUCAUACGUUUACUUCAUUCAAGAAUGAAAUGGAGACCAUGUACAACAUGGUACAUAUUUCCACAAACGAAAAUAACUGUGUUCAACAUCCACUGACUCCUGAAGUCAAGGAACGCUUGCCAAAGAACUAUAAGGACCGAUUUAUUCAUGAAACAUAUGCCAAACUAUCCUUUGCUUAUGAUGUACUUGAAGAGGCUUCAUUCAAUUUCACGGGGAAUCACUGGAUGAUAAGAAAUGAACUUACAGCGGUCAUGUGCAAUAUGGUCAAGGUGAACCGCAAAAUUCAUUGCAGGAAUAGUCAGCUCAGACCAUCUCGCCGAAUGAAAAGCUUCGAAAGGACGGAAGUUUGUGAAAGGAGAAAUGUUUAUAAUUGUAGUCGUGGACCAGAAUUGACUCUUAUUGGUCUGUCAAAAGUUCAGAAAUUGGUCGAGGAAAUCCUGGGUUUUUGGGAAUCUUGUAUAGUGGAGCGUCCUGGGAAUGGUAAGUUAAAGGUCUUGAAGAAAUGUAGAAAACGAAAUAAAAAAGCAAGGAGAUGUUUUAAAAUGAAAACAAGGAAAGACAGACGAAAAUGUAAGAAAAGGAAAGGGAAGAGAAGAAAGUCUAAAGCACAAAAUUAAUUCAAAACUUUUCAACGUAGAUCAGAAAACCAGCAAAACCAAAUAUCUAUUAUAGAACCAUUAAUAUGUAGCUAGUGCCAGAGAUAAAUGUGUUCUAAAGUCAGAGCAUUAGAUUUUUAUUUAUUUGUAUUAUUUAAGAAUUAAAAUAUGCAUUGAUUAUGAUUUGAUUUACAGAUUACAUAUGCCAAUUCUUAUAAGGUGAUAUAUAGUACUGAGUAUUAACAAACGCACAUGCUUUUUUAUAACAUGGCACG